Molecule: messenger RNA, 1337 nt
Organism: Dendronephthya gigantea
Lineage: Eukaryota; Metazoa; Cnidaria; Anthozoa; Malacalcyonacea; Nephtheidae
Exons: 7
Coding region: 483-1175 (230 amino acids)
Source: RefSeq, a predicted model, not a curated record
AGGAAACAGUGUCCACGACACGGUAUCAUCUUCUUCAAAAGUUUGUCAAAAUAUUUCUUUGAAAAAGUUAUAUCGUGAAGCAACUUUAUGUCAAGAUGACUCAUCUCUACCAAAGUAGUUGUUCAUUCACUCGGGUAAAUCGUUUAAAGCGUGAGCAGGUUUUACGUGUGGAUUUGUCGUUUUGACCUGUGGCAAUUCAUUGGAAGCUAUAUUCAGAAUUUCAAACAUACACAUUUUUAAGUCAAAUUGUGACAAUUCUUCUCCGCAUGCUGCAGAGUAUGUUAAUGAAAAGUGGAGACAAGUGAAGUACAAUUAAACAACUGAAGAAUUUUGUGAGAUAUCAAAGCUUUGAACAAAAAAUUUAGGAAACUUCAAGGACUGUUGACUGUGAUACAGAUGGUUUAAUUUUGAAUAAGUCACCAUGUUAAGUAUGGAGACUGGUUAGAAAGUAACCGAAAGAAUCUCAUUACCUGUCAGCAAACAUGGCUAGUCCCCGGGCAAGGAAAUCAAAUGUGAUAAAUCGUUUAAAGAAGAAAUUGAAUGAUGGAAAGGAGUCAUUGGCUGAUCAGUUUGAGUUUAAGAUGUUUGUUGCCUUUGUGUUCAAAGAUAAGCAUAAGAAGUCUGCACUGUUCGAAGUCAGUAGGGUUGUUUCAGUAAUGACCAAUGAUUAUGAAAAAAGCAUUCUUAAAGGAGCUGAGGACAAUAUCUAUUCUAUGGAUAGUUCUGUACAGCUAUUGGAGAAGGACAUGGUGCAAUUCCAUGCACCUCAAUACUGCUCUCUGAGAAAAGACGUGGUUGGAUGCACUCGGGAUAUGGAUUUCAUUUUAUGGCCCAGAAAUGAUUUGGAGAGAGUAACGUGUUUCCUGUUUUCACGAUGGAAGGGCGACAGUGAAGCCGAGUUUCAGCACAUUGAAGCGACGUUUCAGAAUAACGUUGAAGAUUACGAGAAGCAAAUACUUCAUAUCCGCGAGAAGAACAUGAGAAAAAAUCUCAUCGUAAGCAAUCCAGCACAGAGUAUGUUCUUGUUUCUGGAUCACCAAUAUUGGCAGUCUCGUGAUUCCACUCUUUCGUUGUUCAAAGUAUCGAAUAUAUGUCUUUAUUUGCCACAAGAUCAUUUGACGCGCUGGAGUUCGAAGACUAUGACUCAAGUUUUGCAGCCAUACCUUCCGGAUUAAGACACUUUCACUGAAGACGAAAUCCAAUUGUGUGUAGUAAUGCUUAAAAUAUUUCUGUACAUUAUAUAUAAGUCUGAAAUGUUCACCAUGAUGGUUAUCACAUAUAUAUUUUGCAUCUACAUUUUGUAGUUCUACUUUAAGGAAAUAUAUAUUACUGUUGUA